AUUGCUCUCUGUGCUCGCCACCGUCUCGAAAAAUGCGACCCCUGCAACGUAAACUUCGUCAACACCAACCGCCUCGCCCAACUCCUAGUCCAGAACCCCAACCUUCUCUGUCCCCCUCCAAACAAUGUCGUCACACAGAAGCUUACGCAGAUGGUCGUCAGCACGAAAGACGAAGGGAAUAACCUGUUCAAAGCAGGCCACGCACAACAAGCACUAACCCGCUACACCGCCGCUGCCCAACUCGCCGUGCAGAGACCUCCAUGGGAAACAAACGCCCUCAUGCGUGAGGAACUCACAACCGUCGUCUCCAACAGAUCCGCAGCUUAUUACGACGUGCACGACUACGUCUCCGCACUAGCCGACGCCGAAACCGUCAUCGCCAUCCGCCGGAAUUGGAGUAAAGGCCACUUCCGCAAAGCAAAGGCGCUCCUUGGUUUACACCGUCUCCAAGAAUCAGCUGAUGCUAUCCGUUUGGGACUUUCUUUUGAGCCCCACAAUGCGGUUCGUUUUUCC
Laccaria bicolor S238N-H82 is the source of this 513-nucleotide messenger RNA. RefSeq lists its product as uncharacterized. The annotation marks the transcript as partial. Gene Ontology annotation, molecular function: Hsp90 protein binding. The transcript has 2 exons. Lineage: Eukaryota; Fungi; Basidiomycota; Agaricomycetes; Agaricales; Hydnangiaceae. The record is from RefSeq and is a predicted model, not a curated record.